This is a messenger RNA of Aspergillus tanneri, 384 nucleotides long. RefSeq lists its product as uncharacterized. The record is from RefSeq and is a predicted model, not a curated record. The transcript has 2 exons. Lineage: Eukaryota; Fungi; Ascomycota; Eurotiomycetes; Eurotiales; Aspergillaceae. Bases 1 to 384 code for a protein of 127 amino acids.
AUGUCCAUUUUAAUGGGCUACGGUGGUAGUCUUCAGGAUGAAGGCAUAUUGCGUGCGAUUUCAGACGCCGGAAAUGAUGUUUUGAUUGGUGACUAUUGUGAAGCAGCCGCGGAGGAGACUCUCCGCUUGUUGCAGAAACAAGGAGCAUCCGCUUUUCGGGUCUUGGGAUACUGCCGUAACCGCGCCGUGCCGAAGUUACCGGGAGGACUAUAUGGCAGGCAUCGGAUGACACAAUUGACUACACAUCGACAUAUCGAUAUUGCUAAUGCAGUUGGAGUGGUGGCGGUGUCUCUAGCAACGCGGCUACAGCUAACCAAGGCAGAAUAUAUGAAGUUUUCCUAUGGAACUACGUUGAUCAAUGAUCUGGCCGAUUCUUCGAAGUGA